AUGGAUCAUCUGGCGGCCAAGGGUCACGUGGAGUUUGCCUGGGCCCUGUCGGGCAUCGACCUGGGCACCUUGGAAGUGCAGGGCGACUCCCGCCCGGCCGACCUGAGGCGAGAACUGGAGGACCUUUUAAAAACUUCGGCCUUGUCAUUGCGCCUUGUGCUCGAAGGCGUGCAGGAAGUACAAGACAAGGCGACGACAGAAGCAAGCGAUGAUGGCAGCUUGCAGGGAGGGCUGGAGCACCUUCGCCAGGUCGACGCGCUCCUCGACUGCGCCCAGCGCAUGGCGCUCGCAGAUCGCUCGCCAUGCCGAGUGCUGGCUUUCCGAAAGGUUCCCCCACCUUUUCCAGGGAUCAAGCCUUUCUUGAACUUCCUGUUCCGGAAUCGGCAUGAAUUGACUUGGGGCCCGAGUGCCAUUUACGACCUGACGCGCGGCGUUGUUGCUUUGGAGCAGGAUGGUCAGUCUCGCCCGCGGCGCAGGGACAGCAACGACAGCAACGACAGCAACGACAGCAACGACAGCAACGACGGCGACUACAGCUUUGACGAACGCCAAUUCGACAACCCUUCCCGGACGAGAAUCGACUGCAACACACAGUUUUUCAUGCCCCUUGUGGAUGAGGAGGGAGUGGAAGAUAGGAGCUAUGAGGUUUUGGGUACUGCUUUACACCAUGCCGUCUUGCGUGGCCUUACCAGCGUGUGCAAGGGCCUGCUUGAUGACCCGGCCUUUACAGAAAGCGACGCGCACUUUGACGUCGGCAUCUGGAACCGCCGGGGCCCCGAAUAUUGUUCUGAGCGAGGUACAGCUCUCCACGCGGCCCUACCCUCAAGCCUUUGGCGCAACACUAUCAACACUGAGAUUGUCACAAUGCUCCUUCAGCACAGGCGCUUCACAGCCCUGAAUGAGACAAACGAAGAUUCGGAGACGGCUUUCCACAUUGCGGCCAGGUUGCACAACCAUGGCUUGGAGAAAACCCAGAUCCUCAAGGAGUUCCUGGCAGCUGACCUCGUUGACGUCAAUGCCUUGACCUCUGAGGGUUGUAGCGCGCUGCACAUGGCCGCUGCCUCAGGGGACGCUGCAACUUGCAAGCUGCUGCUGGACCAUGCUGCCUUCACGGCUGCCGAUGCAUGGGGCACGUUACCAGAGUCUAUCUCGAAUUUUUGUUGUACUGACAGGGACCAUGACGAUGACCAUCUCUAUCACCCCUUCGACCUCUAUUGGUACUCGCGGUGCCACAUGGAGGACACCGGCACGGCCUUGCAUACAGCGGUUGAGAUGAACCAUGCAGAUGUUGUUGCAGUUCUUCUCGGCCACAGCCGCUUCACAGCUGUCACCUUGGCGAAUGGAAACGGAAAGACAGCUUUACACAGAGCAGCGAUGCUGGGCCGACUUGGCCUUGUCAAGCAGCUGCUGGAAGAUGGCCGCUCCGUGGAUGUCAGGACUCGUGCCGGUGAGACGGCGCUCGACCUGGCCCUGCGGCUGAGGCCAGCGGAGCGCGCCCGCAGCCAUCGCUCAGCCACCCUUUCGGACCACGAGCAGGAAGACAUGCUUCGCAGGCAUGAUGCGGUGAUCAUGGCCCUGGGAGGUCAUGGGCUGAAGCUGGACAUACCCAACCUUUCCUCGCAGAGGAAGCAGGCAUAUGAGCAGUGUUUCCAUGCCGAGGACCACAUGGAUGGCCGCUGGCGCAAGCGUCUGAGUCUCCGGAAAGGGGGCCGUCGAAAGGACGAGGUAGCGAGGAAGGCGGCCAGGGAAGGUGAGCUUGAGAAGCUGGCUGGCAAAGCCGCAGGCUACGUGAAGAAGUGCAAAGAAUCCAAAGCAUCCAAGGCCCUGAGCAGCUGGAGCAUCGAUUCACCCGACUUUCAAGUAAGCCUGCCCAAAACCACAGCGCGACAAACCUUGACGUCAUCAAGGGACGCUCCCAACUGA
Molecule: messenger RNA, 1923 nt
Organism: Symbiodinium natans
Lineage: Eukaryota; Dinophyceae; Suessiales; Symbiodiniaceae
Source: the annotation of a GenBank genome assembly